Thunnus maccoyii (southern bluefin tuna) is the source of this 1215-nucleotide messenger RNA. Its product is annotated as natterin-3-like. The record is from RefSeq and is a predicted model, not a curated record. The transcript has 3 exons. Bases 1 to 1215 code for a protein of 404 amino acids. Lineage: Eukaryota; Metazoa; Chordata; Actinopteri; Scombriformes; Scombridae.
AUGUACAUAGAGGGCUCCAAAUACCGGAUGAAGCUGUCAGUGUUGUUGCUGCUGGCCCUGCCGGCUCUGUCCUCGGCCAGUCUUCAGGAUAUCAUAAAGAAGAGUUCAGAGCACCAAAAAAAAAUAGUUCCUGCACUGAACCCAGACCUAGAGGACAGGAUUCCUAAAAUCACUGCUAAUGGAUCAAUGUUGGCUCAUCUGACCCCUCCUGAGUUUGAGAAAAGCCAGAAUCAAUCUUCCUCCUUCAUUUUUGAAAGCACCAACCUUGAAUGGCAGCCCUGGAGUGGCUCCAUCCCUAAUGGAGCUGUUUCAAUUUACAACGAUUAUGUUAGUCGCUAUGACUACGUCUGCAAGUAUGGGUGUUCGGCCGGCUUCUAUAACCCCAGCAAAGGGCUUUACUGUCACUACAGCCUCUCAGGAAGAGAGCUACUUGGCUAUCCAUUUGAUAUCCUGGUGAACAAAGAUCACUUUGAGAUCCUAGAGUGGAUAGGGGACUCCUCAGGUUCAGUGCCCAUGUAUUCAGUUAGGACCUGCUCUGGGGUGAAUGUUUAUGUGGGGAAGAAUGAGUACGGACUUGGGAAGGUCGUUCCUCAGCUUGAGGCCUUCCUCCUUCCCUGGGAAGGAGAUGAGUAUUGGUACAAGCACUACAAGGUCUUGACCACCAAAAAGGACAUUAAAAGCCAGCACAUCACUGAGGUUACAUAUAAAAAAAAUGGGAUUGAAGCCAAACAGUAUCCUCCAGAGGCCAUGCGCAUGUCCACCAAUACCAACAAUGCGUGUGAGUCAGUUGUGAAAACUGUUACUCUCUCAAAGACAAACCAGGUAGAGAAAAGUUGGGACAUUGGCUCUGCCACCACGUUGGGUUUUAUAAGUGGCAUCACCGCCGAAAUCCCAUUCAUUGGCACUGGAGGUAGUAUUGAGUUUAGCACUGAGACAACAAAGCACUUCUCCAAAGGAACCACUGUGAUAGAGGAGACAACCCACUCAGUUUCUGUGGAGCAAAAUGUCCCACCAAACCACUCCUGCAGUAUCAUGAUGGUGGGACAUAAGUACAAGAUAGACAUCCCUUUCACAGCACGCAUCCAACGCACUUAUGACAAUGGAGAGACCCGUUGGACAUCCAUCUCAGGGACAUAUGACAGCAUUGAUGUUGGAGAAAUCGAGGCCGUGGUGAACCGCUGCGAACCCAUCCCUGAUGCCACGCCCUGUGCGUGA